Messenger RNA from Hymenoscyphus albidus, 729 nucleotides. The record is from the annotation of a GenBank genome assembly. Lineage: Eukaryota; Fungi; Ascomycota; Leotiomycetes; Helotiales; Helotiaceae.
AUGACCACCCCCUCAAAAGACCUCAUAAAAAGCGUCAAAGCCCAUGUAAAAGCCUACAUGGACCAAAACGACGCCUCCCACGACUUCCACCACAUCCGCCGCGUCGUCACCACCGCCCACAAAAUCUACCACGAACUCAAUUCCCCUCCUUCAAUGGACCUCGACACCAUCGCACUAGCAGCUCUCCUACACGACAUCAACGACAGAAAAUACCUACCCAACGGAACCACCCCAGAGGAAGCACGAACCAUGAUCUCCACCCUCCUCAUCGAAAAGGGAGCCUCUCCCCAACUAGCCGACAAAAUCCAAGACAUCUGCGAUGGCGUCUCGUAUAAGACCGAGAUGGGGGAUGUGGCUGCGAACCAAGCGCUCAUGCAGAAGUAUCCGGAGCUGAGGGUGGUGCAGGAUGCGGAUCGGUUGGAUAGUAUGGGGGCGGUGGGGAUUGGGAGGUUGUUUACGUUUGGGGGCGCGAGGACGCAUGGUGGGGGGAGGAUUAAUGGGGAGUUGGUUGCGAAAGAGAGUAUGCAGGAGACGAUGAAGUUGCUGGAUGGGAAGCUUUUGAUGCUGGCGGGGAUGAUGAAGACGGAGCCGGGGAGGAGGAUGGGGGGUGAGAGGGAGGCUNUUGGUUGCGAAAGAGAGUAUGCAGGAGACGAUGAAGUUGCUGGAUGGGAAGCUUUUGAUGCUGGCGGGGAUGAUGAAGACGGAGCCGGGGAGGAGGAUGGGGGGUGA